CGAUAUAACGCAUGGAUAUGCUUCUGUGUAGAAACAUAAUUCUUGGAUAAUUUAAACUCGAUUAUGUUUCGAUGAAAUAUAUUAUUGCUGGAUGCUGUAAGAGAAUACGUCCGAAGUGGUUAUAUUACAUCUCAAACAUAUCCCUGUAACUUUCGGCGGUCACUCGAGGAGGCAAAUUGCAUUUGUAUGUUACAAAUCUUCGAGUUGGCGAAAUGUACAGAAUGUUUGCGAGCGUAUCGCAGAAGCAAUUAAUCGUUGCUCUCAAGAAAAGUUGUACGCAGACAAAAUAUUUUAACACCUGGCAAAGAUGCAGCUUCUCUUCUCAGAAAGAACCACCUAGUUUAGGUGUUAAGCAGGAAAGUGUUACAUCAUUUCCACCGCUGACAGAACCUAUUCCUAAUUUGCCAAAAGCUAUUUACUCUACCGCAAAAGAAGAGCAUCAAACGACGCAAAUUACAGUUUUACCAAAUGGUUUAAAAGUAGCAUCAGAAAAUCGGUUUGGACAAUUUUGCACUAUAGGUGUUCUUAUCGAUUCGGGUCCAAGAUAUGAAGUGGCAUAUCCCAAUGGUAUCUCACAUUUUCUUGAAAAACUGGCGUUCGGUUCUACAAACACAUACAGCAGCAAGGAUGAGAUAAUGUUAGCGUUGGAAAAACAUGGUGCUAUAUGUGAUUGUCAAGCAUCUAGAGACACAUUUAUUUACGCAGCAUCGGCACAACGUCGUGGGUUGGAUUUAGUGACUCAAGUUCUGGGUGAUGUUGUUUUAAGACCUCAAAUUACAGAUGAAGAGGUACAAAUUGCUAAACAAACAGUACAAUUUGAAUUGGAAUCUUUACAUACUAGACCAGAGCAAGAGCCCAUAUUAAUGGACAUGAUUCAUGCCGCCGCAUAUAAAUCCAACACAUUAGGCUUGCCUAAGAUCUGUCCAGAAAAGAAUAUUGAAAAAAUCGACAGGAAAACAUUGCACACGUAUCUCAAGUAUCAUUAUAUACCAAGUAGAAUGGUAGUUGCUGGAGUUGGCGUUGAACAUGAAGAUUUGGUCCACGUCGUUAAUAAAUACUUUGUGGAUCAAAAACCUAUUUGGGAAGAACAGACCGAUCUUAUUCUGCCAAAUAAUGAAAAUAACGUCGAUGGGUCCACUGCACAAUAUACGGGCGGAUACGUUUCGGAGGAAUGCAAUGUGCCGAUUUACGCAGGACCUAGUGGCUUGCCUGAAUUGUCACACGUUGUUAUAGGUCUAGAGGGCUGUUCCCAUCAUGAUUCUGAUUUUGUUGCUAUGUGCGUGUUGAAUAUGAUGAUGGGAGGUGGUGGCAGUUUUAGCGCGGGCGGUCCGGGAAAAGGCAUGUACACACGUUUGUACACGAAUGUAUUAAAUAGGUAUCAUUGGUUGUAUAGUGCAACAGCAUACAAUCAUGCUUAUGCUGAUACCGGAUUAUUUUGCAUCCACGCCUCAUGUACACCACCUCACGUGAAAGAAAUGGUAGAAGUAAUUGUACAGGAAAUGGUCGCAAUGUCGAACGGAGUCACGGACAAUGAAUUGGCGAGAGCAAAAAAGCAACUGCAAUCAAUGCUACUUAUGAACCUGGAACAACGGCCUGUGGCAUUUGAAGAUAUAGGUAGGCAAGUCUUGGCAACUGGUUCCAGGAAACGUUCAGAAUAUUUCAUACAAGCCAUCGAAGGAAUAUCCAAGGACGAUAUUAAUAGAGUAACACGGCGUUUAUUGAAGUCGCCACCUUGCAUGGCAGCACGCGGUGAAGUAAAAACCAUCCCUUCUUUGUCAGAUGUUCAGAGCGGCUUGGUCGAUGCGCAAGGUCGGUUACCUGGUUCUCGUAGCAGAUUGUCACUUUUCCGUUAAAAUCGUGCCUGCCUUUUUAUUCUAAAUAAAUGACACUCACAACUACAUUUAGUGAAUAAUUUGAAUAUUUAAUAUCCAAUUAUAUAUUGAAUUAAAUCUUAUACGAUGUAAAAUAGUACGUAUAUAUAUCUAUGUAAUUAAUUAAUCUGGACUAUAACUUCAAAAACUGCUGUGAAUUAAUCUCGUAAUAUUUUACGAGUGAUAAAUUAUGUGUUAAAAGGAACAAUUACAUCACAAUCGAUGACCUUAGUUUUUAUGUAUUUGUAAUGUAUUCUAUAUUUGAUAUACUGAGUAAUUAACAUUUAGAUUUUAUAUAUGCAAUAUCAGAGGAUGUUAAACUUAAAAAAGAUAAUUAUUUAUUGUUCAGCAGCACGAAACAGAGAAACGAAAAACUUUUACCGUUAAACGGAAAGAAAACGAGAUGUGCAAGAUUGAAUACUUACUGUCAUAUCCUUGUUACGAUUAUAUUCAGUAUUAGAUCUGCCCCAAAAAAUACAAGUACAUAAAAGAAUGCGAUUAUUAAUUACACAACAAAAUUAAAUCUUAAUCAAAAUUAUCAAAAUUUUUUU
This is a messenger RNA of Dinoponera quadriceps, 2422 nucleotides long. RefSeq names its product mitochondrial-processing peptidase subunit alpha. Gene Ontology annotation, cellular component: mitochondrion. Gene Ontology annotation, molecular function: metalloendopeptidase activity; metal ion binding. The coding region runs from base 213 to 1853 and encodes 546 amino acids. The record is from RefSeq and is a predicted model, not a curated record. NCBI's taxonomy places the organism in Eukaryota, Metazoa, Arthropoda, Insecta, Hymenoptera, Formicidae. The transcript is spliced from 12 exons.